Messenger RNA from Crotalus tigris (Tiger rattlesnake), 8540 nucleotides. It is a transcript of the gene SOX11, whose product is annotated as SRY-box transcription factor 11. The record is from RefSeq and is a predicted model, not a curated record. Gene Ontology annotation, biological process: negative regulation of transcription by RNA polymerase II; neuron differentiation; positive regulation of transcription by RNA polymerase II. Gene Ontology annotation, molecular function: DNA-binding transcription activator activity, RNA polymerase II-specific; RNA polymerase II cis-regulatory region sequence-specific DNA binding. Lineage: Eukaryota; Metazoa; Chordata; Lepidosauria; Squamata; Viperidae. The transcript has a single exon. Bases 551 to 1831 code for a protein of 426 amino acids.
GCCUUCCAACAGCCGCUGCAAAGGGGGUGUGUAUGCAUACAUGUGGGGGAACUUAAUAAAGGCGGAGAGGCGGAGCCGAGGGGAGGAGCUCGGCUCUUCCAUUGGCUGGCCGCAGGAGUGAUGUCACCCAUAUGAAACCCUGAUAACUAGUUCGGAGAGAACCCGCAACUUUUGCAGAAGGGGGAGCGUGAUCCAGCGAGAUCUCUGGGUCCCGGCGGCUGCUGUUGCUGCUGCUGCUGCUGCUGUAGGGGGAGGGGAAAGAGCCGGAGCGAGUCCUGCUUCUGCCGCUGCUAGACGGAUAAUCAGCGGCGUCCGAGGGGCAGGAGAGGAGCGCAGAGACUGAGAGACGCAAAGGGCCGGGGAGGAGGGGGGGGAGAAGAAGGAGCUUGCAACUUGCGCGCCGGGCUUCACCUUGCAGCCGUUCACUUGAGUCGAACGAGGUGGGCGAGCGGUCGGUGGGUGCAAAGUGGAGGAAAAAUACAUUAAAAAAUAAUAAUAAUCGACCCGAAAGACUACUAAGAAACUCUCAAAAGAAAUCGUACCUCCCACCAUGGUCCAGCAAGCGGAAAGUCCAGAGUCGGAGAACAACCUGCCCAGAGAAGCGAUGGAUACCGAAGAAGGGGAGUUUAUGGCGUGCAGUCCGGUGGCGCUGGAUGAGAGCGAUCCGGAUUGGUGCAAAACGGCCUCGGGGCACAUCAAGAGACCGAUGAACGCCUUCAUGGUGUGGUCCAAGAUCGAGCGCAGAAAAAUCAUGGAGCAGUCGCCGGACAUGCACAACGCCGAGAUCUCCAAGCGCCUGGGCAAACGGUGGAAAAUGCUCAAGGACAGCGAAAAGAUCCCGUUCAUCCGGGAAGCCGAAAGACUGCGCCUUAAACACAUGGCCGAUUAUCCCGAUUACAAAUACCGGCCGAGGAAAAAGCCCAAAAUAGACCCGUCCGCCAAACCCAGCGCCAACCACAGCCCGGAGAAAAACACACCCACCAGUACCGGCAGCGGCAACAGCAACAGCGGCAAGAGCGCCAAAAGCUCCAGUAAGAAAUGUAGCAAAGGGAAAACCUCCUCCUCCUCCUCCUCCUCGUCGUCGUCGUCGUCGUCUCCCCCGAAGGCCGGGACGAAGCUGGCCCCCCACCCGGGUGACUUCGGGGGAGAGGAUUACCACCAAUUCGGGACGCUGAAAGUGAGCAGCAAGACCAUCAAAUGCGUCUUCAUGGACGAGGACGACGAGGAGGACGACGACGACGACGACCUGCAGUUGCGGAUCAAGCAGGAGGAGGAGGACGACGACGAGGAGGAGGACCACCACCAGCAGCAGCAACAGCAGCAGCAGCAGCAGCAGUUGAGGCGGUACAACGUAGCCAAAGUCCCGGCCAGCCCCACCUUGAGCUCGUCGGCGGAGUCCACCGAAGGGGCCAGCCUGUACGAAGAGGUGAGGGGGGCCGCCGCCCCGCAUGGCGCCAGCGCCAGCAGACUCUACUACGGCUUCAAGAGUAUGCCCAAGAGCGCCCAGCAGCCCAGCCUGUCCCCGGCUUCCUCCCGGUCCGUCUCCACCUCCUCCUCCUCUUCCAGCAGCAGUAGCGAAGAGGCGGACGACCUGAUGUUUGACUUGAGCUUGAAUUUCUCCCAGCACACUCACGCCGCCUCGGAGAUGGGCGUGAGCUCCGCGGCAGGCAACCUGUCCCUCUCCCUCGUGGACAAGGAUUUGGAUUCGUUCAGCGAGGGCAGCUUGGGCUCUCACUUUGAGUUCCCCGAUUACUGCACCCCGGAGCUGAGCGAGAUGAUCGCAGGCGACUGGCUGGAAGCGAACUUUUCCGACUUGGUUUUCACUUACUGAAGAAGCGAGGGAGAGGGAGGGAGAGAGGAAGCAGAGGAAAACGCGACGGGCAGGCGAACAGGCUGAGAGAGAGAGAGAGAGAUCAAAAGGACUGAGAAAAAAAAAAGAAAAAAUCGGUAAUGGAAAGUUGAUGCUAGUGAUUUACGCUUAAACGUGGUGGAGUUUUGAAGUGAAGUAAUGAUCAAAAUGUCUUUGGAUUUUUCUUUUCUUUCUUUUUAAAGUCUUGAAGUUAGUUCCAAACCGAGUCCGGAGUUGUGAUUUUUUUUUUCCUUCUGAUUUUUUUUUUUUAAAAAAAUUGGUAAUCACAACAGUAGCAGCAAGGAAAAAAAGGCAAAUGGGACUGGGGGUUAAAAGAUUCAGAAGGCGUUGUUUGAAGUUUGUGAUUCAAGUCUGGAAGUGGUCUGCAAAAAAAAAGUCUUUUGGCAGCACAACUGUUACUCAAGGGGGUUUGUGGAUUUUUGUUUUUGUUUCUCCUACAAAGAUUUCUAAGGACUGUUCUGAUUUUUUAUUUUUUUUUAAAGGGACCAUUACAAACUCUUUUUGUUUGGAGGGAGAAAACUGAUGUCUUCUAUGCAUCCAAUUCUUAACAAAGCUGCAGGGAGCUUGAAAAAAAUGCAGACUGUACAAACGCUUACAAAACAAAACUGUGAACUGACUUAAGAUCAGAGUUUACUUUUCAGAUCAAAUUGUUUAUGGUUUUACAAAUGUGAUUUCUACUUGCCAACUUUUUUUUUUGUAACUUGUUCCCUUAUACCUCCUUGAUUGAAUACCAGACAGCCUAGACCUCAGUACACAAAGGUAUUGAAACAUUUUUGAUACAUAACAGACCUCAGUCUUUUUAAAAAAUUAAUAUAUUUUCAGGCGUAUUUUUGUACAGUGAAAGGGAACAUUCUUGCUGUGUUUUUUCAGUAAGACUUUUCAGGCACUUCUUCCCUUUUAUUUUUUUAUUUUUUUCCUCUGUUUUUAGCAUGCAAGUUAUAUGGGUACGUUUAUGUCCUGGUUUUGAAAGGAUUAAAAAAAAAUCCUUGUAUCUAAAGGCCUUGUGGUUUAAAAACAAAACAAAACAAAACACUUUUUUGUACAGCUAUAGUUCAGAUUUGUUCAAUAUUUGUAGGUAAAGAUUUAUUGAAAAUGGUGAUAUAGACCUCAGAGCUGUUAUCUUAGUUUAAAAGAUUGUAUAUGUACUGUACUAUAGUAGGAAUUUAUGUAUCUCAUAUGCUGUGAUAUGUGAAUGGGGGCCCAGAUGGAAGGUAUGAAACUGGAUUCUCAACUUUUUUUUUAGUGAAAAUUUAAAAAAAAAUGAAAUGGGAAAAAAGAAAGGCACAUAGUAAAAGUUUCUCAUUUUGUGCAAUAUGAUUCUUACAAGUACAGACCAUCUGCAUAUUUUGUAGCAUAGGAUGGCAACACAACAGAUUUGUGCACUGUCAACAACAUUGUCUUUUUUAAAAAAAUGCUGAAAGUCUGUAUCUUGACAGUUUUAAUAAAUCAGCUGGAACUGAUAGAAAUUCGAUUCAACAUUAGCCUUUACAGAAGCAAUGCCUCUGGAUAUGCCUUGUAUCCAAGCCUUCCCUCACCCUCCUAGCUGAGACUUCAUGGGGGGCGGGAGGGGUGGUUGGGGAGAAAAGGGUAGAUAGACUUUAAAGGGCUGAUAUCUUUUUUAUACCUCUUCCCUUUCUCUCCCGUGAUGUGCGCUUCCCCCAUCUUUGGUCGGGUGGUGCAGGAAAAGGCGAUUGGGGGCAAAAUGGCGGGAUAAAGGGCGAGAGAGAGAGCUUCGAUUCUGGCGUGUUCCAGGGCUGUACCUCCGGGUCCUUCGUUUCGAGCGGCGGGUGCCAAGCCAGCAAGGAUGCCAGGGUUGGGACCCAGCGUGAUUUGGCCGUGGGGUGUGUAUGUAUGGGGGGGAGACUGUAGCAGCAACCUUGGCUGGAUGUAAGGUGCCCAGUGGGGGAGGAGGGAUUGGGUCACCUUCAAGUUGUCUCGGUGCGCGAGGAUGGGCGCGCAGGCGGAUGCCGCUGAAGCUAAAGAUUUAGCCGAGUGUUUUUACAGGCUUAGAGCUUGGUUGUUUUGUUUUUUUUUUCCCCGGACUAGGUUAUUUUUCUCGCCGGCGUCUUGGUUUGACGCCCCGCCACCCCAGCCGUUUCUCUGACAGGGAUGUCGGUGCGCUCCCCUUGAGCCACGCAAAGGAGGGGGGGGGAGAGGGAAGGUGUCUCUUUCACGAAGGCUUUGCUCGCCAUCAGGUCGGAGCUUUGCGAGGGGGCGUGCCUUGACCAUGUGGGGCAGCGCCGCGGUUCGCUUUAGUCUGCCAAAGCUGCCGCCGCCUCAGGAACGCGCAGUGGACGAGCCAAGAAAAGGAACUGAAUGAGGAGAGGGGGCGUGCCCGCCUGCGUGUUUGUGUAGAGUCGCUAUUUUCAACUCCCAAUAUUACGAAGAAAAAAAAAAAGGUUGACGUGAAUAAAAUGUGAAAGACAAGCCGUGUGUGUGUGUGUGUGUGUAUGCAUAUCAUAUUCUUUCACUCGCCGCGACGCCAAUAACCGUCGGCUCUCAGUUCGUGACGAGCGGGGCUCUUCUCUCUUUUUCCAUCCCUGCUUCGAGCGAAACGUUGAAAACCGUGCGACACCGAGAGGCGCGCGUGCCGGUGUGGUUGAGUGAGGGAGUGAGUGAGCGCGCGGAGGCUUCUAGGCUAGGAGAGGGCCGUGCGAGCAUCCCCCCUCUCCCCCCCGCCUUCUGUGUGAAGGGAGGUACCUUCUCAGCGGGGGGGGGAGGGAGGAGGAGGGCGGCUGACGGCUUUUCUCAUUUUUCAUAGAGGCAGCUUUCCGUCUCGUCCCUUCCCCCACCUACGUUUUAGCCAGAAGCCUUUGCAUUGAUUUCUUAUUUUUUUCCCCCCAUAGAACAGACUGGGGAGAAAAGGGCGUGUUAUAGGUAGCUCGGAUAUACUGCUUUUCUUCAUCCCACCUCAGCCACUGCCUUAUUUUCUUUGUAAGAUGGGAUUUUGAUUGCGCCCCGAGAGCAUUAGGGGCCGUUCGUCUUUUGGGGCGCAGUUGUUUCCUUCCAGGGACUCUGUUUUGUUUCCUCAACUGAGCAAGAAAACUCUGUAGUUAACGAAAGAUGCUCUGCACAGGGGAAAGUGGCAUCUUACUUUGUCCCAGAGCAGCUGGGAGUCUUUUUUACCAGUGAAAUAGGCUCUGUUUUCCUUUACUGAGAUCUGGGCCUCAGGCACAGGAAAUGGGAAAGAAAGAUGAACUGUGGCAGACACUUGGAGUGGGGGUGGGGUGUGAACUUUUUUUUUUUUAAAUAAUAUUUCAGUCUUAAACUUUAGUGGGAAAAUUAAGAUUAUAACUAGAUUUAGUCACAAGAAUAAUUUGUGGUAAGCUUUGGAAGGCUAUCCGUUUGUUUUAAAUAAAUAAUAAAUCAAUUGUACAUUUGUCAGUAUGGUGAAUAAAUCAUCCAACCAGUCCUAACUCAUUAUUCAAAAUUAAGACGAUUGGGAGUUGCAGUUGUGAGCAAUUGUGAUCCCAAGUAAGUGUGAUUGCCAUUUUCCAUGAAACUCUGAUCAGUUUAUUUUACUUUCAAGUAAUGACUUGAAUUACUUGUGAUUGUAUUUGGAGUUGAAAAGUAAGUCCUGCUUGAAUCAGUAGGGCUUAUUUUUCUGUAAACAGGGUUAGAAUUGGUUUGAUGAUAUUUUAUAGGCAAUUUACUGAGCUGCUCACUUUUGGAAUCACUGCUUAAAGGCUUCCAGGCUGGCUGAAGAUAGACCUGUCUACUACAUAGUUGUAUGAUAUAAAUAGAAUAAAACCUUUAAAUAUAGAUUGUUGAUCAAAAAAAUCUUUGGUGAGAGAUCAAUUUUAAAUUAGUUAUUUAAACUGGUAAUAAAGUGCUUAAAAUUAUCUCUUUAAGCAAAGACCAUGGCCUAUUUUGUUUUAUUUUUUAAAAGAGGUGGUUUGGUUUAAAGCUUUGUUUGAUUGAAAAAUUAUGGUGUACCUCAAAACUUCAGUCUGUGUCUUUGUAUUGUGCAAAGGCAUGAUAAAACUUUUAGGGGAGAAGCUAAUGUAACACGUAACAUAUUUUCGGCUAGGAAUAGUCUAAUAAAACUCAAGUCCUUGAAUUUUAGGUGGGUUUUUUUGGGGGGGGGUCUCUUAAAUUUUGGAUGUGUUAAUGACUUUACAUAUUUUUAAACAAUUUAUUGGACUAUCUGAGAGAAAAUGAGACAAACAACUGUGCCCUGCAGUCUGAUAAUUAAUUUUCAGCAGUUGAAUACCACCAGUUUUGUAGACUGGACAUAGAAAAUUAAUCUUUGUUAGCUACAUGAAGUCAAAAUAUUUUUAUUCUUUGAGCUAGUCUCCUAGCUUCUGUAAUUUGUGAAAAUGGUAGUGCAAAGGGGUCUGUGUGUGCUGAAGAAUUGGGGAGCUCUGUCUGCCUUAAUUAUGGAGCUGCCUGGAUUGACUACAGGAACUGUAUUUUAACCUCCUUUUCACGUUUAUUAUGUGAAGAUACAAGGGUGUAACUCAUCUAAACAAGAUAUAUUCCAACUGAACAGAACAUUUACUUUUAGUGACAUGGGAGGCUGAAUAUAUUUCUAAAGCUGAAUUUUGUCAGUCAUAUAAUGAUUUGGAAACGGGAACACACAGUAUAUAAGAUCUAAGAAUGUGCAAUAUACAAGGAAGGGGACUGUACGUUUAAUCUGGAAAAUUAAAAUUGGUCAACUUGGUUAGAUAAUCUUUUUUAAAAAUUCAGAAAUGGAAAUGUAUCUAGUGAAAAAUCUAUUUUCCCAUUGUAAGUGGGGGAUAUAUCUUACUAAUAUUAGUACAAUUCUAAUUGGUAGACUUGUGGACUGUGGUCCUAAAUUCAGUAUUGCAGUCCUAAGUACAUUUACUAAGAAGUUGCACUCAAAUCAUGCAGCCUGUUUUUGAGUAAAAUGCCUGAAUAUUGUAUGUUUUCUCUCAUCAUAACAUAUAUGCUCAUAACUCUUCCUUGUAAUUGCACAUGUACAUUUAGGCAGACUUUUAUAAAAUAGAUUUAUUUCUUGGGCUGUUGCAUUGUUUGUCUCCUCCUCCUCUUCAGCACUUUUCAUCUUCUUGGGUGAGGAGAUGCAUUGUUCAAGGGCAUAAGAAAAUGUUUUAAAGAUUGUCAGCUUUUAAUAUAUGAAAAUAUCGUAAUCCAUAUAGAAUAACAUUUCAAAAAGCAACCUAAGAUUUUUUUAAAGACACUUUGUGGAAGGUGAAAUCCAGUUUGUAUCUUUCCUUCUGGCUACUUCCUAUCUAAUGUUAGAAGAUCUAAUUAAAAAGAAAGUUUAAUUCUUUAAGGACAAUAUAUAUGACAGAUUAAAUAGAUUGAUGAAAAUGUCUUUUAAAAUUGUAUUUACUCUAAAUAUAGAUGUCCAUACAUGCAAAAGGUAACUUUUUCCUAGUGUAGUGUCUACAGAAAGUGAUUUGAACCUAUAUGGCCUUAAUGGCCAUUUAUGCCAAUGUAAAUUGGUUAUAAAACUGUAAUUAUUCCAGUCACUAUUGAAUGUGAAAUUAGAAUCAGAUACUAAAGACUUGUAUUAGUCUUUGAUAGCCUACUCUACAGAACUCUCUGUUCUAUAUCUCCACCUUUGUCACAUAUUCUUCUAUGGCCUGGUACGAUCCUCAUCCUGCACUUCUUUGGUGAAUUUUGUUUGACUCUAAUUUGCGUUUGUCAAUAUUUUUAAAUUGGGCCUUGAUUAUCCAAUAAAUUGGAAGGUUAUUUUUUACAGCCUCAUCCCCUUGCUCUUGAAGAGUUGCAAGAGAUAAAUAAUUAAUUUAUUUUUCAUCCACAAAUGUUGUUAUUUCCCUUUAGACACCUAUACUUUGAGGGUGAUUUCCCCCUCCUUUCCACACACUACCUAUAGCAAUUAACUGCCUACUUGAUUUUUACCUCCCCUCAUGGAUGCAGUGAAUUUUUAAGAGAAUUUCACAAGCAAGUAGUUUUUUAGUGAGUUUAAACGUGAACAGAGUUUUAAAAGCCUAUUUUUAUAUUCCGUAUAAAGCACAAAUGUGCAGAAAGUGUAGAAUGACUUACAAAAAGGGAAAUAAAAGUCCAUAAUAUUUCAUGUAUAAAAGUAAUACUGUAAUUGGUUAUUGAUUCUUCUAGAAAGUCCCAAUAAUUAUGCCAGUGCAAAGCUAGAAUUAUUGCAACAUCUAAGAAACGAUGAUGGACAACAGUUUCACAGGACUGACUUCUAUGAAUAAAAGCUACUCCUAGUUCAUUAUAGGGUUGGUGGUUCUCAUGGACACAUUAACAACCUGAAAGUUUGAAAAUGGAGUUCCCUGUCUUUAUUAAGUCAUCACACACCUUUUUCAUAUCCAGAUUUCUCUGCUGUGAAUUAAAGGGCCAUACUCAAAUUAGGCUCUCUGGGAAAUUUUGCUUUUAAGAAAUUAGGAUGUACUAAUUUUAGAAUAUUUAUCUGCUAGCAUGUCCUAAUUACUUCAGUGGAAUAUCUAAAUAAUAUUAUCAGUAGGAGUGAAUCCACUGUUUUUCCAACAAGAUUGGAAAUACUUUUAUUUUUAAUGUGAUGGUGUAAUAAAUUCUAAUCCAGGAACUCUCAGUUUCAUUGCUUAAUUUUCUUUCCAUCUUACUGCUUAUCUUCAAACCCAGUUGUCAGGAAUAUUAGCACCAUUAUCAUUCUUUUGCAAUUUCUGGUUUUAAAUCUUGUAGUAUAUUGGAAGUAUGGAGCCUACAAAUGCCAUGAUACUUU